Molecule: messenger RNA, 1756 nt
Organism: Setaria italica (foxtail millet)
Lineage: Eukaryota; Viridiplantae; Streptophyta; Magnoliopsida; Poales; Poaceae
Product: probable glycerol-3-phosphate dehydrogenase [NAD(+)] 1, cytosolic
Exons: 5
Coding region: 1005-1541 (178 amino acids)
Biological process (GO): glycerol-3-phosphate metabolic process
Cellular component (GO): cytosol
Molecular function (GO): oxidoreductase activity
Source: RefSeq, a predicted model, not a curated record
GCGACGAGGAGCGGGGCCAAGUCAGCAGCCCCGAUCUCUAGUAGCGGCGACGAUCGAACGCCACCGCCGUCCACGCGCGGGCGCCGCAACGCCGAGCUGUAGCCUGUAGGCCCGAGGCCCGUGGCCCCUCAGUCUCAGGCCGCCGCGGCAUCCCUGGAGGAGCGAGGGCCGUCGGCGGCGCGAGAGGGGAGCGGGAGCCAGCGGAUGCACGCGGAAACUCGUCGGGGGCUCACACGGGGCCAUGGUGGCGAAUCUGGCGAAGGUCACCGGCGGCAGCGCCACCUCGCUGGCGCCUGGCGGCCAUGCCGCCGGCCAAAAUGUUUACAGGUAAGCCCCUAAAUAGUUUCAAAUAGCCCCGAUCGCGACUAAUAAUUGCGAUCCGAUUAUUUUCAAAUACCCCCCUUAUUUGAAUCACGAUAAUAAUUGCGAUCCAAUUAUUUGCAAAUACCACCCUGAUUUGGAUCUCGAUUAUUGAUCGCGAUCCGAUUAUUUACAAAUUGAUCCCUGGUUUGGCGCUCUAUCUCCUAAUCGGCUCAUGCUCCGGCCCUUACGCCGACGCCCUCGCCGCCGUUCGUAGCAGCUCGGAGCGUGAAGAUCCAUCCCCACUCGAGCCCUAGGCGGCACGAGUCAGCUCUCCCGCAGCAAGACUGCAAGAGAAACCGCUCCAUUCGCCAUCGCCAGUCCCCACAUCCAACUAUCCAAGCCGAGGAAGAGUCACGUGCUUGAGCGCUCACGCCGCCGAGCAUGGCUGCGGGGCAAUCCUGAAGAGGCUUUGAAGAAUCUUGCUAAAAAGCUUUGUGCUCUGUCUGUAUCACCAUUCUGGGGAGCUUCAAGCUACAGACAUUCUCGACGCCUUUUGAGAUCAAACAAUGAAGAGUGCCCUUCGCGAAAUGAUUGGGAUGGCAUAACCAUGCACUCUGCCGCCCAUCUUUCUUCAAAAACCAUGGCCUUAGUCGUCGUCCUGUAUAUGAGUAUACAAUAUAAAUGAAGGCUGGAUGAGUUGAAUGUGCCAUGCUACUGGAAUGGUGACAGCUUUAACAAAUGAGAGUGCAACAAGCAAAUCAGUAUAUUUUGCUCAUUGCACAUCAGAGAUGAUAUUCAUUACUCACGUGCUAACAGAACAACCUGAGAAACUUGCUGGUCCUCUGCUGGCUAACACAUAUGUAAUUUUCCUAAAAGGUCACAGAGUAUGGUAUGGACAAAUGCUUGCCAAGGGAGAGUUGAGUCCUGACAUGGGUGAUAGUCUCAGGGGAAAGGGAAUGAUUCAGGGUAUCUCUGCCGUUGGUGCAUUUUUUGAGCUGCUUAGUCAACCCAGCUUAAGUGUGCAACAUCCAGAAGAAAACAAACGAGUUGCUCCUGCUGAACUAUACCCAAUCCUGAAGAGGCUGCAUAACUGGAGAAUUGACAGUGUGCUUGAGGAGGAGCUCCCAGCAAGAGACAUUCUCCAAGCCUUGAGGGAUGAAACGAUGAAAGAUCCUCGCGAAAGGAUUGAGAUGGUACAAAGCCACGCAUUCCGCCCAUCUCUCCUUGGAAAACCAUGAUCUUGUUAGUGUUUGUAUACUAGUAGAUAGAACAUAAAUGAAGGUGGGAUGAGAUCGAAUCCCCCAAGCUACCAAUUAUUCUUGGUCAAGCUUGGAGCAGGCCUGUGUUUGAGCUAUAGGGGCUCUGCAGUUGUGGAAUUCUUUGUCCUCCUUCAUUGCCAUGUUGUACAAGAGAUUACUGAAUCAAUAAACUUUAUGGUCGCCUGUUAUAUGAA